Molecule: messenger RNA, 3456 nt
Organism: Chenopodium quinoa (quinoa)
Lineage: Eukaryota; Viridiplantae; Streptophyta; Magnoliopsida; Caryophyllales; Amaranthaceae
Product: pentatricopeptide repeat-containing protein At1g62914, mitochondrial-like
Exons: 2
Coding region: 479-2683 (734 amino acids)
Molecular function (GO): protein binding
Source: RefSeq, a predicted model, not a curated record
UUACAAAUUUACCCUUAAUUAAAAAUUCUGAUUUUAAUAAUUUUACUAGUGGGUGGACCAACUUUCUCUCUCCAAACACUUUAAUCAUUUUCAUUUGCUAGUGGGUGGACCAACUUUCUCUCUCCAAAACUUUAAUCACUUUCAUUUACUCCCACUAAUGUUUGCCCCUUAAAUUUUGUCUCAUGAACCGCAAAACCUCCCAAAGUUGCAAAUAAAUAUUAACAGAGGGAGUAACUUAACUUCUAGAUUAAACAAUCUUUACCCUGAUUUAACUCUCUGCAAAUUAGGGUUCUUAUUCCCGUUCUCUAUUUUCCGCUGAAUCAUCGAUCUUUACAAAAACUUCAGCUUCCAUCAAUGGCGAAUACUAUGUUACCUAAACCCUUUUCAAAUUAAGGAUAUCAAUUCCAUUUUUCAAUUUCCAAUUGCUUCAAUUUGUGCAGAUUAGUGAAAGCAAAUUUAGGGCUUUUGCAAUUGAAGAAUGGCACAUAAAAUUGGAGUUUCUGGAAAAGAAUUCAUUAAAAAAGCUUCAGCUUCCAUUAAUGGUGGUAACAUUACUCAUCUUCUUUCAUACCCUCUUUCUUCAUUUUCUUCUUCUUCAAAUUACCAGAGAAAUUCUCUCUCCUCCGCUGAAAAUGAAGUUGAUCCCAAAUUCUUCCUCGGAUCAAUGAGACAACAAUGUAAGAUGGGAUUUCGCAACCUCAACGACGCUGUCUCACUCUUCCAUCAAAUGACCCGUAUGAAUCCUCUCCCUUCUUAUUUUGAUUUUACUGUCAUUUUGUCUUCAAUGAUCAAGAUUAAACCUCGUUACCCUGAAAUCUAUUCAACUGUAAUUCAUCUCUCUUCGCAUUUGGAAUUGUUGGGCGUUCCUUAUAAUCUUUUUUCUCUUAACAUCCUUGUUAAUUGUUAUUCCUGCUUGGGUCGUGUCGAUUUCGGGUUUUCGAUUAUGGGAAAAAUCAUUAAGCUUGGGUUUCAUCCCAGUAUUGUGACCUUCAAUACCGUCAUCAAUGGGCUUAUUUAUUCUAAUCUGUUGGAAGAGGCUGCUAGAUUGUUUGAUCAAAUUGUUAAGCUUGGGUUUCAAACCAACCUUGUGACUUAUGGUACACUGACCAAAGGUCUUUGUAGAAUAGGGAACUAUGCAAAUGCUCUUAAUUUGCUUGUGACGAUGAACUCGGGAUUUUCUCUUAAUAAGCCUGAUAUUAUCAUAUAUAACACUAUCAUUGAUAGUCUGUGUAAGGAUAAGCUUUUACCUCAGGCCACCAAACUUUAUUCUGAGAUGAGAGGAAAGGGCAUUCAACCCGAUGUCUUAACUUAUAACACCUUAGUUCGAGGAAUGUGCUCUUUGGGGCGAUGGGAUGAUGCAAAGAAAAUGUUGGAUGAAAUGUUGGAGAACAACAUAGAUCCUAAUGUUGAGACCUACAGCAUGUUAAUUGAUAUGUGUUGUAAACAAGGGAAGGUUAGUGCAGCACAUGCUAUACUGGGCCUCAUGACCAAAAGGGGUAAAACUCCAGAUAUCUUUACUUACAAUUCUCUGUUGGUUGGUUAUUGUUUGUGUGGCCAAAUGGAUGAAGCCACUGAGCUAAUUGAUUUGAUGAUGAAAAUUGGUUGCAAGCCUAAUAUUGUGACUUAUGAUAGCUUGUUAAACGGAUAUUGCAAGUCUAAGAAGCUUGACAAAGCCCUAGAUUUGGUCCAGGAUAUGCCUCUUAGAGGAUUAGCACCUAAUCUAGUUACAUAUAGCACUCUUAUAGAUGCCUUGUGCAAGGACAACAGACUCCAGAUUGCAUGUCAAGUUAUACAGGAAUUGGAAGCUGAAGGAAUCACACCUGACAUAAUUACUUAUAACUCAUUGUUUGAUGGGCUUUGUAAAAGCUCACGGGUUGAUGAGGCAAUGAUAAUGCUGAAAGGAGUAUCAAGUUGUGGAGUAGUCCCUGAUAUUGUCACCUACAAUAUCCUAGUUAAUGGCCUUUGUCAAGCUGGGAGACUUGAUGAAGCAGUGGAUAUCUUGUCUUCUCUUCGAGCCAAGGGUUUAGUUCCUGACAAUUAUACUUACAAUGUAAUAAUAAAUGGAUAUUGCAAGUGUAAGAAGCUUGACCAAGCCCUUGGCUUGUUCCAUGAUAUGUGUCUUAGAGGAUGUAAACCAAAUGUUGUUACGUAUAACACUCUCAUAGAUUCCUUAUGCAAGGAGAAAAAAGUCCAGCAUGCAAAUCACCUUAUCCAGAAAAUGAGAUCUCAAAACCUCACACCAGAUGUUGUUACUUUUAAUUCAUUGAUGGAUGGCCUCUGUAAAAGCUCACAGAUUGAUGAGGCAAUGACAAUGUUGAAAGGAAUGGUAAGCAGUGGACCAGUCCCUGAUAUUGUCACCUACAAUAUCCUAAUUGAUGGCCUUUGUCAAGUUGGUCAACUUGAAGAAGCUGUGAACAUCUUUUCUUCUCUCCAAGACAAGGGUUUAAAUCCAGACAACUAUACAUACAAUGUAUUGAUAAGUGGAUAUUGCAAGUGUAAAAAGCUUGAUCAAGCCCUUGGCUUCUUCCAUGAUAUGCAUCAUAGAGGAUUGGAACCUGAUGUUGUCAUAUAUAGCACUCUCAUAGAUGCCUCAUGCAAGGAGAAUAGGUUCCAGUUUGCAAAUGAACUUAUACAGAAAAAGAGAGCUCAGAACCUCACACCAGUUGUGGUUACCUGUGAAUAAUUGAUUCAUGGCUUCUGUAAAUGCUCACAAAUUGAUGGGAUGCUGGAAGGAAUGACAACUAGUGGAGUAAUCCCUGAUAUUGUCACCUACAAUUUCCUGAUUGACGGCCUUUAUCAAGUUAGCGACUUGAUAAAGCAGUGGAAAUCUUGUCUUAACUCUGAGCUAAGGAUAAUGGCUGCUCUCCAGAUGAUUGAACUUAAAAUAUGAUUAUCAGAGGAUUUCUUUGUGGUAAUGAUGUCCAAAAGGCAUCCGAGUUUUUCAGAAUCAUGAAUAGCAAAGGGCUUGCACCUGACGCUUGUACAACUUUGCUGCUUCAUCACUUGCUUGCUGCUUGCUAUGUAAGCAAUGCAAGUAAUUGCUUUGCUUCGAGUGAUUUUAGAGAUUGACUAAGCUUGCAGCUUAAUGCUGGAGGAUGUCAAUUUUCUCAUUGUGGUUAAUCUGCUUCAUGCUUUUCCUCAGGUUUACUUGUUCAAAGUUUUGUAACACAGUAAUCUUUCUUGAUCGUCUUCCAUUUUAAAGUAAAUAUACUACCCCAUUUCAUGAAUCAUACAAAUUUGUGUUUCUUGUGUAGAUAGGUAAUCUUUUUUUUUUGGACAGAAGGGGUGGUGAGAAAUUUAUACAGAAGGGAAGGAUUAAGUUUAUGUGAGUAGAUGGGAUAGGCAAGUCCCUAUUGACAAUUGUUCAACUUUGUAUCAUUACAACAUUGCUAUUGAGAGGUGAAUCAAGCAGUGUAUUUCAUAAUAAAUAUUGGCCAUAAAUGCCCAACUAUGCUA